AUGAAGUUCCUUUGGACCGUCACAAGCUGUGCGUGGGCUGUGCACGCCGGAGCUUUGAGAGCUUGUGGGACAUGUUGUACCCGGCUACAGCGAGAACUCGGCAGCAAAGUCAGUUCGCCCGGCCAGCCUGCCUACAAUGCCACUGAGGACUCGUACUGGUCCCUGCAAGAAGCGGGACUCAGGCCGGGGUGCAUCUUGCGUCCCUCAACGGCGCAAGAUGUGGCCAGGGCCGUUUCGAUCAUCGGCACAGUUGACGGCUGCAACUUCGCCAUCAAAGGCCAGGGCCAUGCCCCCGCCGCCGGGUUUGCAAACAUCGACGGCGGCGUGACGAUCGACAUGACUGGCUUGAACUCUACAGUCCUGAAUGCAGACCAGUCAGUUGUCAGUGUCGGAGCUGGUGCGUCCUGGCUGCGGGUCUACCAGUAUCUGGACCCGUUCAAUGUCUCGGUCGCCGGAGGCCGCAACGGGCUAGUUGGAGUCGGAGGCUUGACUGUGGGCGGUGGGAUUUCGCAUUUCUCUCCCCGCGUCGGAUGGGCCUGCGAUAACGUGGUCAACUUUGAGCGCGGUGCCGUUUUCCAGGCGUUCACCGACAUUGUGUCAUCUCCGGACUUCGAUAUCUACACCUCCCUCGUGGCCGGGUUCCUCUACAACUCGACCUCGAAAACGUGGCUCAUCAGUAACUCCGCCGUGUACACCCGCCCAGUACUUGAUCCGCCCGUGUUUGCCGAGCUCGCCGCCGUGCCUAGCAUUUCAAACAGCUCUCAACUAACUUCAUUGGCGGCUCUCGCAGACGAAGCUGCCACGCCACCCUUGAACUGGCUGUUCGCCACAGCCACUUUCAAGCCCUCGGUCGAGUUCAUGCAGGAAAUCUUCGACAUUCUCAACAGCACCUUCUAUUCCUUCAACCCAGAAGGCGGCGUGGUAUGGGACAUUGCCUUCGAGCCACUUCCGUCGGUGAUGCUAUCCUACGCCGCCAAAACCGGGGGCAACAUCCUCGGCGUGCAGCCCGAAGACGGCAAUAGCUACAUCAUGCUCCUGUCGGCGCUCUGGCCAAACUCUGCGUCAAACGCAGCAGUGGAGAAAGUCUCGCGCCAGGCUCUGGCCGCGAUCGAAGCGCGAGCCAAAGCAGAGGGGCUGCUGCGAGGGUUCCAGUAUCUCAACUACGCGGCCCCGUAUCAGACACCGCUUGCUUCUUACGGCGCAGAGAAUCUCGAGUUCCUCAGGGAGGUGAGAAGAAAAUAUGAUCCGCUCCAGGUGUUCCAGAAGCGUGUCCCGGGCGGGUUUAAGCUUUAG
Messenger RNA from Thermothielavioides terrestris NRRL 8126, 1293 nucleotides. RefSeq lists its product as uncharacterized. NCBI's taxonomy places the organism in Eukaryota, Fungi, Ascomycota, Sordariomycetes, Sordariales, Chaetomiaceae. Bases 1 to 1293 code for a protein of 430 amino acids. Gene Ontology annotation, molecular function: oxidoreductase activity; FAD binding. The transcript is spliced from 5 exons. The record is from RefSeq and is a predicted model, not a curated record.